Molecule: messenger RNA, 485 nt
Organism: Drosophila hydei
Lineage: Eukaryota; Metazoa; Arthropoda; Insecta; Diptera; Drosophilidae
Exons: 3
Coding region: 130-414 (94 amino acids)
Source: RefSeq, a predicted model, not a curated record
UGCAGAUGCACAGUUCAAUAACAACAGAGCUACCAAACAGAACCCACAUUUGAGCCAAAGGCGUUAAUUUGCUAAGAAAAACAACAAAUUUCUGCUGCUAGAUUUCACAAAUACGAGUAAAUAUUAACAAUGGCAAAGUUUUUGCUUGGAUUUCUAUUUCUGACCGUUCUCGUUGUGAUGUAUGCCCACGCGGCUCCUUCAGAGAGCAUAGCAGUUGCUGAAGCCGCUGCCGAGGUCGAUGACCUCUCUACGGCGGAUAGCAUAGGCAUCGGUUAUUAUGCGCCGUCGUACUAUCGUCCAUACUACGGAGGCGGAUAUGGCUACAAAUAUGGCGGAUAUAGUGGUUAUGGCUAUGGCGGAUACAGAAGCUACGGACGCUACUAUCGCCGACCCAUUUAUCCAGUUUGGGGCUAAGACAAAGACACAAUACUGCGGACCAUAAGCCAUUUAGACUGUAUAUAGUAUAUAUAUUUGUAUAUAACACC